CUCAGUCUUACCUUCGAUUUUGAUAAACAUUCAGAAUGUGGUGUUGUGAGAGUUCUGCUUAGAUUGCUACCUCUCUCCUGGACAGUUCUGCUUGCAGCAAUAAGGAGCAUUAAGUUGUUUAAAAAAAAACAGCGUGAACUGUGGGAUGACCUUUCAUUUCUGAAUAGCUGCCUGAGAGGAGUGGCAAACAUGCGUCACUCUGGCUUUCCCUGUGUGUUGUUUGUAGAUGAAAUCUAUUGUGUUUAGCUGAUUGUUGAAGGUUGACUACCUCGUGUGUAGGGCAGUUUUUCAGCACUGCAAUGUGAGAUCAGGAAUGGAUACAUUUGGUGGAAACCCCAAAGCUAAUUCCUAUCCCAAUAUGGAAUUUGAACAGCCGUUUACAUUCGCCACUCUGAAGAAGCUGGCUACUCCCAGUCACACGGAUGUCACUUUGUCACCACAAGAGCGAGUGAGGGUCCUCACCAAAAUGGGCUGCAACAUUGAAAUCAAUGAGUUCAUUACUCCCCGCCGCUAUUUCAGAUCCGGAGUCGAGAUGGUCCAAAUGGCAGCUGUUUACCUGGAAGAAGGAAAUCUUGAAAAUGCUUUUGUCCUUUACAACAAGUUUAUAACUUUAUUUGUAGAGAAAUUACCAAAGCAUCGUGAUUACCGAACAUGUACUAUACCAGAAAAGCAGGAUAUUCUGAAAAAAUUGAAAGAAGUUGCAUUUCCAAGAGCAGAUGACUUGAAGACACAGCUUAUUGCCAAAUAUAGUGCAGAAUACCAAGAAUAUCUGUCUUCCCAGAGCAAAGCCAAAGACAGUGAUUCCGAAAGGCAGCAACAUAACAAAUUGAUUGAAGAAGAAAAAUUACGUGUGGCCAGGAUUCGGCAGCAGCAAUUGGAAGUGCAACAGUUUCAUUUCUUUGAAGAGCAGCUGAAGAGACAGGAUUUUCAGAAGGAGAGACAGAAAGAGCUGAAGCUGAGAAUGUCGGAACAGAGCGAUGGGGGAAGGUUAACCUGCACUGCAGCAGCAUGUGAACAGAACGAGCCUCCUGCGUCUGUAUGGCAAGCAGUGAAUGCUUCCAGCCACGUGUCAAGUGAUGCCCAGCCAGGAUGGUGUCCUCCAGUGGACAGGUCCCUAAAACCACAGAGCUCCUCUGCUCGGCAGAGUGUCGAUGGUCUUCAACAUAUUGUCCUUCCGAAAAACCUUUGCCAAAGAUUUUUGAUGCAGGCUGAGACUAAUACAGCGCGAGGAGUAGAAACCUGUGGAAUUCUCAGCGGAAAGCUGACACAUGAUAAGUUCAUAAUUACACAUGUGAUAAUACCCAAACAGUCUGGAGGACCAGAUUAUUGUGACACAGAGAAUGAAGAAGAACUGUUUACUAUUCAGGACCAGCAUGGCCUCAUCACUCUGGGCUGGAUCCAUACUCAUCCAACACAGACUGCAUUUCUGUCAAGUGUCGAUCUUCAUACUCACUGCUCUUACCAGCUGAUGCUGCCUGAGUCCAUUGCAAUUGUGUGUGCUCCUAAACACAAUGAAACUGGAGCCUUCCGCCUGACUGCUGCGGGGGUACAGGAAGUGUCCUCCUGCCGAAAGCAAGGCUUUCACCCACAUUCGAAGGAGCCACCUUUGUACCAAACUUGCAAACACAUCAUUGUAAAAGAUAUGAAUAUCAUCAUCAUGGACAUGAGGUGACAACGUGAGACUACUACAAUCCUGGAGUCUGUAUAAAUUAUUUAGAAUAAACAAUAUGUUGCUUUCAAGUUUUUAUUACCAGUUUCUGAGAACUGGAUUAUUUAACACAUUUUGUACAUUUAGGUGAAAUAAGGUGGUUAAUAUUUUGUUUUGAAAUGCACCAAGUAUUUCACACGUAUAAUGUUAUGUCCAAAAGUGUUUAUAAAAUUGACUCUGAAAUUCACGCUGAAGCUAAUAAAUGCUGUUCAUUUCUUUGCUAUGUUUGGAGCGUGCUUUUCCUGUUUUGGAUUUAAAAUUGCUACUUUGCAAAGUUAGUUCUCGUGGAAACGGUGUUUAGCAUCAUUACUAAUUUUUAGGUUGAUCCCUGUAAUGUUAUCAUUCAACCAUUCUCAUUAAAUUUAACUGUGUGUUUGAUUCCAUGUGGCCUGGGGAAUUGUACAAACUUUUUGUUGAGUUCGCUUUUACUGAAGCAAAGCUGCAG
Molecule: messenger RNA, 2153 nt
Organism: Stegostoma tigrinum
Lineage: Eukaryota; Metazoa; Chordata; Chondrichthyes; Orectolobiformes; Stegostomatidae
Gene: stambpl1
Product: STAM binding protein-like 1
Exons: 11
Coding region: 314-1672 (452 amino acids)
Biological process (GO): protein K63-linked deubiquitination
Cellular component (GO): membrane; endosome
Molecular function (GO): K63-linked deubiquitinase activity; protein binding; metal-dependent deubiquitinase activity
Source: RefSeq, a predicted model, not a curated record